AUGAGAAUCGAGACAUCGGAAAGUCAGACUGCUUCAUCAGCAUCAACAUCCGCUACUGCAUCUGACGAUCUCUCCAAGGCCAAAGAUAUCAUUGCGCCAACAGAUACAUUAGCAGAAGAAGAGAAAGACAACUUCAAAUCCAAAUCUUCAAUCUACUCACCAGCAAAUCUACUCUCCACUCUCCUCUCCCCAUUUUCUUUCUUGGGCACGUCUCCAGAGCCAAAUGCCACAAUCUCCUCAAGCCACGAGACAGAAAAAGGGAAAGAGACAACCAAAAGUCCAACUAAAAUAUCAAUCGAAACUCCAGCCUCAUCAGACUCAGACUCGACCACACAAUCAACCCCAGAGCCAUAUUACACCGCUGAAGAGACACCCCUCUACAAAAUGCUCUACAAGACCCGUCUUACAAAAACCCGCACCAAACAACUCCUCCGCGCAGGAGAGCGAGCAUACAAUGACCCACCACCUCCACCAGGACUGGGCGAUUGUUGUGGGAGUUCAUGUGAUCCUUGCGUAAGAGAUUUAUGGAAGCAAGAGAUUGGAAUUUGGAGGGAAAGAUGGGGGGAUUGGGGAAUUGAAGACGGGACAGGGGCGAAAGACGAAAAGAGUGAGAAGAAAGAAGAGAAAUUGGCGAAGAGGAAAGAGUUGGAAUGGUGA
This is a messenger RNA of Penicillium digitatum Pd1, 657 nucleotides long. Lineage: Eukaryota; Fungi; Ascomycota; Eurotiomycetes; Eurotiales; Aspergillaceae. The record is from RefSeq and is a predicted model, not a curated record.